AUGAUCUGGUGCCUUAUCGCUUGCCACCCUACAACUGGGUGCCACGUGGCGCUAGCCUUAUCUGAUACGACGAGGGCAUGGGCUAAUCUGAGGUUGAUGAUGCAAAAGGUAGCACAUCCUUUGGUGGGAGGAUCAAGCUACAACACAUACAUACACAAUUCGUACAGACCUCCACCAAGCACCGCUGUCCACCGCCACCAACCGCCGCCGCAUCAUCAUCUUCGACCUCGUCUUGAUAAGAACGCCGUCACCGGUACCUCCCCUGCAUUUCAACUCCGUUGUCUGCCUCUGAGAUGCCGGCAAGAUGCCCCGUCAACGACAAUCUGCCGAGGCCCUCAGUUUUCUCCUGGCCGACUGAUCCGACGGCGGAUGCAUCUCGCAAUCCAACGGCAACGCGCGGUCCUCGAGACCCGCGUCCCUGAGCUGCGGCGGUUCUGUUGUUGCCGAUUGAUUUUCCCGAUUAUCCCAAUCGUCCUUGACACUGCUGACAAGGACCUCCUGAACGGCGCUCGUGAAAGUUUUAAGCCGUCGCAGAAACCGUCGGGGCUGUACGCAAUUUGGAAGUUGCAGGAUGUGAAUGUGUGCCGCUUGAUUUAA
Messenger RNA from Striga asiatica, 597 nucleotides. Lineage: Eukaryota; Viridiplantae; Streptophyta; Magnoliopsida; Lamiales; Orobanchaceae. The record is from the annotation of a GenBank genome assembly.